This is a messenger RNA of Micropterus dolomieu (smallmouth bass), 900 nucleotides long. RefSeq lists its product as uncharacterized. Lineage: Eukaryota; Metazoa; Chordata; Actinopteri; Centrarchiformes; Centrarchidae. The record is from RefSeq and is a predicted model, not a curated record. The annotation marks the transcript as partial. The transcript has 6 exons.
CUUCACACCUCACGCCUCAGGUCUCUGUUUAUCCCCAAGUGGUCUUCAGAUGUACGACUGGAAGGGAAGACAGCUAUAGUAACAGGAGCCAACAUUGGAAUAGGCAAGGAGACAGCAAAAGACCUGGCCAGCAGAGGUGCACGGGUGAUUUUGGCAUGCAGAGACAUGGCAAAAGGAGAGCAAGCUGCUUGUGACAUUAUGAGGGAGGUGAAGGGCGCCAAGGUAGUCGCCAGGCAACUGGAUCUGGCUGAUACCAAAUCAAUCUGCCAGUUCGCUGAGAAUAUCUACAACACUGAGAAGGCUCUUCACUGCCUGAUCAACAAUGCAGGUGUGGCUAUGUGCGCUUACAGCGUUACUGCAGAUGGAUUUGAGAUGCAGUUCGGAGUCAAUCACUUGGGUCAUUUCUUUCUGACCUUUCUGUUACUGGACUUGCUGAAGCACUCGGCCCCUUCCCGAGUCAUCAACUUGUCAUCGGUAAGUCACACAAUGGGCAAGAUCCAGUUUGAUGACCUGGGCGGCAAGGACUACCACCCUGUCAGGGCCUACACACAGAGCAAGCUGGCCAACGUCCUGUUUACCAGAGAGCUGGCCAGGAGAACUGAGGCUCUUGGUGUGAUGGCUUACUCUGUGGACCCCGGCCUUGUGAGAACUGAAAUAACAAGGCACCUAAGGCGCCCUCUUGUGGACAUAAUCAAGAUCUUCGGUUUUCUAAUCAAGACCCCAGCAGAGGGAGCCAACACCACCAUCUACUGCACCGUCACUCCUGAAAACCAGCUGCUCACUGGAGGAUACUACAAGGACUGUGCAAUUGCAGAGAGCUGCAGGGCAGCCCAGGAUGAUGGCACUGCUUUAAUGCUGUGGGCUGUGAGCUGCCACCUGCUAGGCAUCCGCUGGAGAUAG